GCUUCCCCCCCGUAUGAGAAGUGGCUGCUAGACAGGGCUUCUUUCUUAGCAUCUUCAGCCAUGGGGCUGGGCUGUAGGUAUUUUGUGGGCUUAGUGCUGCUCUGGUCCCUAAGAAUAGCCCUUGGGCAGGGGGACUUCCACAGGGUCAGUUUCUCUGUCUUGCAACAUGAGUAUGACUGUGGAGACUAUGGGAUGCAGCUGCUGGUCUUUCCCAGCCAGGGCCACACCGUCCGCUUCAAAGUUGUGGAUGAGUUUGGGACACCCUUCGAAGUUACCAACUGCUCCAUCUGUCUCCAUUGGGUCACAUCUGGCGAGCAAGGAGCGAUGAUCUUCUCGGCUGGCUACAAUGGCUGUCAUGUCCAGAAGAAGGAUGGCCGUAACCACCUGCAGGUGCGAGUGGAGGAACUGCUGAGCACCAGGGCCAUCGCUGCCACCUAUGAUGUGAACAUGACCUGCCCCAAGCCCACUGAACGUGACUUAACCCCAGAGGAGACCAUGCGCUACGUACCGCAGCCGGGCCUGGUGCGCCCGGUGCCCCAGCCGCAGCCGGGCCUGGUGCGCCCGGUGCCCCAGCCGCAGCCGGGCCUGGUGCGCCCGGUGCCCCAGCCGCAGCCGGGCCUGGUGCGCCCGGUGCCCCAGCCGCAGCCGGGCCUGGUGCGCCCGGUGCCCCAGCCGCAGCCGGGCCUGGUGCGCCCGGUGCCCCAGCCGCAGCCGGGCCUGGUGCGCCCGGUGCCCCAGCCGCAGCCGGGCCUGGUGCGCCCGGUGCAGCCGCAGCCGGGCCUGGUGCGCCCGGUGCCCCAGCCGCAGCCGGGCCUGGUGCGCCCGGUGCCCCAGCCGCAGCCGGGCCUGGUGCGCCCGGUGCCCCAGCCGCAGCGCCUGGUGCGCCCGGUGCCCCAAAUAUAUCCUCCACCAAGCAACAUAGGGGCCCAUCUCACAGAGGAGCAGUGCCGUGUGGUGGCUGGGAAGAUGCCCUGUGCGGAUGCCCCAGGCCAAGCUGCUUGCUUCCAGGCUGGCUGCUGUUAUGAUGAGACUGACCUCACUACUCCCUGCUACUAUGGCAACACAGUCACUGUUCAGUGCCUCCUGGAUGGUCACUUUGUUCUGGUGGUCUCCAGGGACAUGUCUGAUCACCCCAUCAUCCUGGAGAGUGUCCGGCUAGCCUAUGCCCAGGCAGGGUGUGACCCCAUCAGGAUGACUGAGGCUUUUGUGAUCUUCCGCUUCCCCCUCAUGCAGUGCGGCACCACAGUCCAGGUGAUCCAUGACAAACUGAUCUAUGAGAACCAGCUGAUCUCUGGCAUCGACAUCCGGACUGGGCCAGACGGCUCCAUCACCCGGGACAGCACCUUCAUCCUCCAUGCUCGCUGCAUCUACAAUGCCAGUGACUUUCUGCCAGUCCAGGUCGAGGUCUUCUUGCCCCCCACACCUGCUCCAGUCACCCAGGCAGGACCCCUCCGGCUUGAGUUGCGCAUCGCCACAGACCUGAGCUACAGAUCCUAUCUCACAGACAGAGACUACCCUGUGGUGAAGGUGCUCAGGGACCCUCUCUACAUGGAGGUUCGCAUCCUGCACAGAACAGACCCGUCCCUGGUUCUGGUUCUACACCAGUGCUGGGCCACCCCAAGUGCUAACCCCCUGCAGCAGCCGCAGUGGCCCAUCCUGGUGGACGGGUGCCCGUUCCUGGGAGACAACUACAGAACCCAGCUUGUGCCCGUGGGCCCUGUUACUGAGCUGCCCUUCCCGACUCACCACCAGCGCUUCGUCCUCUCCACCUUUGCCUUUGUGGACUCCGCCUCCCAGGUGGCGCUUGAGGGAGAGGUGUACAUUUACUGUAGCGCCUCAGCUUGCUACCCCUCCCGGCUGGAGCCCUGCAGGACCAUGUGCCCAUCAGGAGCUGCUACAGAGGCCGCCGGUUCCUGGAUAUCAACAAUGGGACAGGAGAGCCCCAGGACCUGGAUGGCCGUAACCACCUGCAGGUGCGAGUGGAGGGAACUGCUGAGCACCAGGGCCAUCGCUGCCACCUAUGAUGUGAACAUGACCUGCCCCAAGCCCACUGAACGUGACUUAACCCCAGAGGAGACCAUGCGCUACGUGCCGCAGCCGGGCCUGAGUGGCAGCCACUUUGCCUCUAGGUACAGCUUCAGUCUCAUGAAAGAAAUUCGCAGCCAUGUUUACGAGGGGCACUUUCCUCUGAUUGGCUAUGGGGAAAUGGUGGCCUUCCUGCUAGCGUCUGCCCCAUCAUCAGUAAAGGGAGAUGGUGACUUUAAUAAAGGAAAAUUCAUAGAGCUGCAGCUGGCAUCAGUUGUGUGCAAAGGGAUUCCUUCCUACAUCACGGUCUCUCCUCAGUUGCCCAGUGCCUGGCAGAUCUUGAGAGCCAACACCAAAUGUGUGGUGGCAGAGGAAGAACCAUCAGACCCCUAUGCCCAGGCAGGGUGUGACCCCAUCAGGAUGACUGAGGCUUUUGUGAUCUUCCGCUUCCCCCUCAUGCAGUGCGGCACCACAGUCCAGGUGAUCCAUGACAAACUGAUCUAUGAGAACCAGCUGAUCUCUGGCAUCGACAUCCGGACUGGGCCAGACGGCUCCAUCACCCGGGACAGCACCUUCAUUCCAGGUCGAGGUCUUCUUGCCCCCACACCUGCUCCAGUCACCCAGGCAGGACCCCUCCGGCUUGAGUUGCGCAUCGCCACAGACCUGAGCUACAGAUCCUAUCUCACAGACAGAGACUACCCUGUGGUGAAGGUGCUCAGGGACCCUCUCUACAUGGAGGUUCGCAUCCUGCACAGAACAGACCCGUCCCUGGUUCUGGUUCUACACCAGUGCUGGGCCACCCCAAGUGCUAACCCCCUGCAGCAGCCGCAGUGGCCCAUCCUGGUGGACGGGUGCCCGUUCCUGGGAGACAACUACAGAACCCAGCUUGUGCCCGUGGGCCCUGCCUUAUCUGAGCUGCCCUUCCCGACUCACCACCAGCGCUUCGUCCUCUCCACCUUUGCCUUUGUGGACUCCGCCUCCCAGGUGGCGCUUGAGGGAGAGUAUGACUGUGGAGACUAUGGGAUGCAGCUGCUGGUCUUUCCCAGCCAGGGCCGCACCGUCCGCUUCAAAGUUGUGGAUGGCCGUAACCACCUGCAGGUGCGAGUGGAGGAACUGCUGAGCACCAGGGCCAUCGCUGCCACCUAUGAUGUGAACAUGACCUGCCCCAAGCCCACUGAACGUGACUUAACCCCAGAGGAGACCAUGCGCUACCUCUCCUUAAUCCACACCCUGCUGUUUCUAGGGGCCCAUCUCACAGAGGAGCAGUGCCGUGUGGUGGCUGGGAAGAUGCCCUGUGCGGAUGCCCCAGGCCAAGCUGCUUGCUUCCAGGCUGGCUGCUGUUAUGAUGAGACUGACCUCACUACUCCCUGCUACUAUGGCAACACAGUCACUGUUCAGUGCCUCCUGGAUGGUCACUUUGUUCUGGUGGUCUCCAGGGACAUGUCUGAUCACCCCAUCAUCCUGGAGAGUGUCCGGCUAGCCUAUGCCCAGGCAGGGUGUGACCCCAUCAGGAUGACUGAGGCUUUUGUGAUCUUCCGCUUCCACCUCAUGCAGUGCGGCACCACAGUCCAGGUGAUCCAUGACAAACUGAUCUAUGAGAACCAGCUGAUCUCUGCAAUCGACAUCCGGACUGGGCCAGACGGCUCCAUCACCCGGGACAGCACCUUCAUCCUCCAUGCUCGCUGCAUCUACAAUGCCAGUGACUUUCUGCCAGUCCAGGUCGAGGUCUUCUUGCCCCCCACACCUGCUCCAGUCACCCAGGCAGGACCCCUCCGGCUUGAGUUGCGCAUCGCCACAGUAGACCUGAGCUACAGAUCCUAUCUCACAGACAGAGACUACCCUGUGGUGAAGGUGCUCAGGGACCCUCUCUACAUGGAGGUUCGCAUCCUGCACAGAACAGACCCGUCCCUGGUUCUGGUUCUACACCAGUGCUGGGCCACCCCAAGUGCUAACCCCCUGCAGCAGCCGCAGUGGCCCAUCCUGGUGGACGGGUGCCCGUUCCUGGGAGACAACUACAGAACCCAGCUUGUGCCCGUGGGCCCUGCCUUAUCUGAGCUGCCCUUCCCGACUCACCACCAGCGCUUCGUCCUCUCCACCUUUGCCUUUGUGGACUCCGCCUCCCAGGUGGCGCUUGAGGGAGAGGUGUACAUUUACUGUAGCGCCUCAGCUUGCUACCCCUCCCGGCUGGAGCCCUGCAGGACCAUGUGCCCAUCAGGAGCUGCUACGAGAGGCCGCCGGUUCCUGGAUAUCAACAAUGGGACAGGAGAGCCCCAGGACCUGGUGAGCUCUCCUGGCCCUGUGAUCUUCCAGGAGAGCCCUGAGCCAUGGAGAGAGCACGUCUAUGAGAACAAGGACCCUGUCUCCAGACUGGACCUGACCCUGGUGCUUCUGGCCAUGCUUUCAUUGGUGGCUGUGGUUUCUCUUGUUACUGUGACACUACUCCAUAGGAGAAGCAGCUGGAUGACAAGGUCCCCAAUCUUCCAUGGCAGAUGACUGUAAAAUAAGGGAGGGGGAGCAGAAAUAAAAUGUCUGGACUGCA
This is a messenger RNA of Chelonia mydas (Green sea turtle), 4564 nucleotides long. RefSeq lists its product as uncharacterized. Gene Ontology annotation, biological process: binding of sperm to zona pellucida; prevention of polyspermy. The record is from RefSeq and is a predicted model, not a curated record. Lineage: Eukaryota; Metazoa; Chordata; Testudines; Cheloniidae. Gene Ontology annotation, cellular component: egg coat. Gene Ontology annotation, molecular function: acrosin binding; structural constituent of egg coat.